Messenger RNA from Rangifer tarandus platyrhynchus (Svalbard reindeer), 2049 nucleotides. NCBI's taxonomy places the organism in Eukaryota, Metazoa, Chordata, Mammalia, Artiodactyla, Cervidae. The record is from the annotation of a GenBank genome assembly.
AUGGUGGGCAGUCCAGGGCCCCGAGUGUCAGCGGGGGACGCCUGGAGCAGGAGCAUGCACCCCGACAUAGAGAGCGAGAGGCACUCGCCAUCCUUCAAUGUGGAGGAGCUCACCAACAUCCUUGAUGGAGGUGCCCAGAACACCGCACUCCGGAGGAAAGUGGAAAGCAUCAUCCACGGUGAACCAGAGCUCAGCCUGAAGGAUAAUUAUUUCAUGACCCAGAAUGAACGUUACGAAGCCGCCGUUAAGAAGAAAUUCCACAUCCUCAUGCUAGCACAGCGCCUGGGCUGGUAUCACGGCAGUCGUGAAUUACAAUACGCUUCCAGAAGUGUUUCUGGAGAUCUGGGCUUCGGCAUACACUACAUCUUCCAGCAAAGCAUCAGGAACCUGGGCUCAGAGGAGCAGAUUGCAAAGUGGGACCCACUCUGCAGCAAGUUCCAGAUCCUGGGGACAUACGCCCAGACGGAGAUGGGGCACGGGACGUAUCUUCAGGGCCUGGAGACUGAAGCCACCUACGACGCAGCCACCCAGGAGUUUGUGGUGCAUAGCCCCACGAUGACGGCCAUCAAAUGGUGGCCUGGGGACCUGGGACGGUCAGCCACCCACGCCCUGGUCCAGGCCCAGCUGAUCUGCUCUGGAGCCCGGCAGGGCAUGCACGCCUUUAUCGUCCCCAUCCGGAGCCUCGACGACCACAGUCCGCUGCCAGGGAUCACCACUGGGGACAUUGGGCCCAAGAUGGACUUUGAACACGUGGAUAAUGGCUUCCUCAAACUGAACCACGUGCGCAUCCCCAGGGAGAACAUGCUGAAUCGCUUCGCAAAGGUCCUGCCAGAUGGCACCUACAUCAAGCUGGGAGUACCGAAGAGCAACUACUUCAGCAUGGUGGCGACGCGUGUGGAGAUUCUGCUGGGCGAGGUCCUCCCGCUGCUGCAGAAGGCCUGCGUCAUUGCCAUCCGCUACUCCGUCAUUCGCCACCAAUCCCGCCUCCGGCCCAGCGACCCAGAGGCGAAGGUCCUAGACUACCAGACGCAGCAGCAGAAACUCUUUCCUCCGCUGGCCAUGGCCUAUGCGUUCCAUUUUGUGGGCAACCACCUCCUGGAGUUCUUCCACCACUCCAAGAACUUCAUUCUGAACAGAGACUUCACACACCUGCCUGAGCUUCACGCGCUGAGCGCAGGUCUGAAGGCCAUGCUGUCGGACUUCUGCAUCCAGGCGGUCGAGCAGUGCCGCAGGGCCUGCGGAGGACACGGCUACUCGAAGCUGAGUGGCCUGCCCUCUCUGCUCACCAGAGUGACAGCCUCCUGUACUUAUGAGGGCGAGAACACGGUGCUCUACCUGCAGACGGCCAGGUUUCUGAUAAAGAGCUACCUGAACACUCAGAAGUCCCCAGGCUCCGCAUUGAAGGGGUCACUCCCUCAGUCUGUCGCAUACCUGCCUGCACCUGACCUGGCCAGGUGUCCGGCCCAAACAGCAGAUGACUUCCUCCGCCCCGAGCUCUACACCAUGGCCUGGGCACACGUGGCGGUCAGGCUAAUAAAGGACUCGGUGCAUCACUUACAGACAUUGAGGCAAGCCGGGGCCGACGAGCACGAUGCGUGGAACCAGACCACUGUCAUCCACAUCCAGGCCACCAAGGCGCACCUCCACUAUUUCACUGUGAAAAUUUUCACGGAAGCUCUGGAGAAACUGGAAAGCCAGCCAGCGAUUCAGCAGGUGCUCAGACGCCUCUGUGACCUCUAUGCCCUACAUGGCAUCCUGACUAACGCGGGCGACUUCCUCCAUGAUGGCUUCCUGUCUGGUGCCCAAAUAGACAUGGCGAGAAAAGCCUACCUGGACCUGCUCCCCCUCAUCCGGAAGGAUGCCAUCUUGUUAACUGAUGCUUUUGACUUCCCGGAUCAGUGCUUAAAUUCAGCGCUUGGCUGUUAUGAUGGACACGCCUAUGAACGUCUGUUCCAGUGGGCUCAGAGGUCACCCACCAAUACUGAGGGGAACCCUGCCUAUGAGAAAUAUAUAAGACCACUAUUACAAGGCCAGAGAGCCAGGCUCUGA